This is a messenger RNA of Triticum turgidum subsp. durum (durum wheat), 273 nucleotides long. The record is from the annotation of a GenBank genome assembly. NCBI's taxonomy places the organism in Eukaryota, Viridiplantae, Streptophyta, Magnoliopsida, Poales, Poaceae.
AUGUGCGACUCGAGCCGGCAAGAUCCAGCCAUAUGGCAGCCAACUCUGCCCUUCCCGAGCCUGGCGACGAAGGGGUUGGUGAGCGCGGUGGUGGCCAUGGAUGAACUCGAGCCCGGGCGUGUUGGUGGAGGCAUCUAUCUACCUCAGGGCAGCGAGCUGGAGCUGGGCCUGGACAAGGGAGUAAGCUUUUCCAAGCACUUCUUCGCCAAGUACGAGCUCGGCAAGGAGGUCGGAUGUGGCCACUUAGGAUACACCUGCGCCGCCAAGGCCUAG